Molecule: messenger RNA, 1059 nt
Organism: Schizophyllum commune H4-8
Lineage: Eukaryota; Fungi; Basidiomycota; Agaricomycetes; Agaricales; Schizophyllaceae
Product: GINS complex, Psf1 component
Exons: 2
Coding region: 11-622 (203 amino acids)
Biological process (GO): DNA replication; DNA strand elongation involved in mitotic DNA replication
Cellular component (GO): GINS complex
Source: RefSeq, a predicted model, not a curated record
CUCAACCACCAUGUCGGAGUCGCGUCAGUUUGGAGACCUGGGGACCCAGCUGGUCAUGGAGUCGCGUCGCUCGACGCAGACCGACACGCUGCUCAAAUACAACGACUCCCUCGUCAGGUCCAUCAUUCGAGAACUCCGCGAACUUGAGAAAGCGGCCAUCUCCAUCGCAGAGAACGAGCCGAUGACGGCCGAAGGGCCCCCUCCGGCCCUCAUCAUCUACCAGACCGCUAUCAAUCGGAACAAGCGCUGCCUCCUCGCCUACCACAUGCACCGGACGGACCGCCUGCGCGACAUGUACUGGGCCGCCGGUGGCGCGCUGCCGCACAUCCUAUCGAACGCGGACACCCGCGGGAAGCUCUCCCCGCACGAGGUCGACUACCUCAAGCAGUACAACGCGAGCGUGAUGGAGUUCCGCGGGACCUUCUCCGGCGAGCUGGACAUCACGAGCGGGAUCGAGCACCCACCGAAGGACCUGCACGCGGUCGUGCGCGUCGUGCGCGACUGCGGGACGAUCACGACUGAACUUGGGAACAUCGACUUCAGGCAGGGGCAGCGGUUCACCGUGCGGAGGGCGGACAUCGAGCAUCUGAUAGUGCAGGGGUACCUGGAAGAGGUGUCGUGAGAGGUACUAGGCUUCAGACCAGCACAAGGGCAUGCUGGGCUUCGCAGCCUGCGCGCGCCCUCGAUCGAUGGCCGAUACAAGGAGGCGGACGCCGAGCCCUUGCGUCAGUCCUCGCAGUGUCUCCCACGACAGCCUCAAUUCUUGCGUCUGACUUCCAUGACGCUCUUGGGCUCGUACAGUUAGGCGCCCGUCGCUGCGCAGCCCUUGCGUUGACGCUCAAGAACCAGAGGAUGUGUCACGGAGCUAGGUCUUGUGGUGGCGUCGGCCUGGGAAAGGCUGCUUGGGCGCCUACAGAGGGACGUCAUGUAGCUUCUUCAGAGCUUCGCCGAUGUUUCGUGCGUGCAGUGAUAUGAGCGUGGGUUGGAAUGAUGGACUGUGGUACAAAUGGUUGUGAUCACGGACGGCGAUGGACGAUGGCGGAGGAUACACGCUUUCAA